This is a messenger RNA of Didymodactylos carnosus, 486 nucleotides long. NCBI's taxonomy places the organism in Eukaryota, Metazoa, Rotifera, Eurotatoria, Philodinida, Philodinidae. The record is from the annotation of a GenBank genome assembly.
AUGAGUAACACACAACCUGAAGUUGAUCGUCGCGGACACAUUAAAAAAUUGGUCGAAAUGUUUGAAUUAGAAUGUAUCGAUUCUCUUAGUAAACAAAUGGCUAAACUUCAUAACGAUAUUAAUUUUUCAUUAUUAUCAGAUGAAGAUAAAUUAAUGUUUUAUAAACAUAUUCAUAAUGAGUACAAACAAUGUCAAAAACAGAAAAAAGAAUUAAAUUUAUUUGUCAAUACAAAAUUGAAAAUAAUCGAUAAUAUACUUGAACAAUCACAAAACUUUGAUAAUUUACGAAUUCAACUUCAAAAUGCACAAGAAACUGAAGAGAGACAAAUUCAAUUAUAUGAAAAUGUUUUGUUUGAACUAAAUAAAAGUUCAAAUGAGACGAAUUAUGAUAAAUUAAUCGAACAAACUGAACAACUUAUUCAAUUAAAAAACAAAACUUUAAAAUAUAGUAAAGAAAAUGUUGACAGUUUUAAAACAUUAUUAUAA